This is a messenger RNA of Cylicocyclus nassatus, 2736 nucleotides long. Lineage: Eukaryota; Metazoa; Nematoda; Chromadorea; Rhabditida; Strongylidae. The record is from the annotation of a GenBank genome assembly.
AUGAUUGUAAUCCGACGCGAUGUUGCGUCCCAAAUCCAAGUCACUCCUCCGUUAUGUGACGAUCGAUUAGGUGUUUCAGCAGAAACGGUGUUUCUAGGAGAAGAUUCAAGUCAGUUGAUAUUUGUCUCCUGGAAACUCUCCCAUGAGGGCAAUAUGAUCGACUGGAUAGGCCUAUUCAAUUACGACGAUGACGAUCCCCUUCACUACUUGGACCAUAAAGGGCGUGGCGUUGUUGGUCCACAGGAAGGUACGGUAGCUUGGAAUGUGAUGCGUGCGAAUCUGCCACCAUCAGUGCGUAGUAUCCAAUUUCGGUAUGUCGAUGGUCUGACAGGAGUUGUGCUUGCCAAAUCACCUCCAAUCAGAAUUACAGAUCAGGCACGCUUGCUUGUCAAAGAGGUGAACUAUCAUUUCUUCGAGAAAGCUGAUCACUGCAGGCAACUGCGACUGGCAAGUCUUGGAAGAUCGACGGCGAUAAAUCUACCUGCCGAGGAGCAAACGGCUUUGGUGGACUCGUAUUUUCCGUACUCGGCCUCCUCAACGUUGGACAUUUCAGUUGGAAGUGUCAAUUGUGAGAUUCCUCUAGUCGAAAUUGAACAUCUGUCGGGUGAUCUCAACAUUGCUGUGCAGUCGGAUCAACGGCACGCGUUUACAGCCGUCAUUUCAGUGUGUAUCGAGCCAAUGGAUUCAGAAGCAUCGGGUUGCCUGCGAACGCGCAGUAAACGAAGGGAGGAUCUCGGCAUUCGAGUAUCUGGAGUCUCAACAUCCUCUUCGGGAAGCUCAAUGAGUCAGGCUAGUUCCUCUUCUGGAUCCUCAACAAAUCUGCAUUCUCCUCCGCCGUUGCCAUCUGGUUGGGAAGCAUGCACUGAUCGUAAAGGUAGAACGUUCUAUAUAGAUCAUGUGUCUAAGAAAACCACUUGGCAACGACCUACAGCGUCUGAUGAACACAUUGAAAAAGAGAAAACGAAAAGGUAUACAAUGAACCGAAGAACUGUAGGAAUCUCACCACCUAGUACGCCCACCUAUGGCCCAGCCAUUUUUCUGCAAAGACCAGAUUUCGUCAGUUUACUGCAUGAAAAUGAGAACGCACUCGCCGCAUAUAAUGCGUCACCUAUAGUAAAGCACAUAGUGCAUCGAAUACGCAAAUGCGGUGAACCGACGGAAAAAUAUGAAAAUAACAAGGAUUUUGUGGCUUUUGUUAAUUUGUUUGCUGACGAAACACAGCCAUUGCCUCUGAAUUGGCAAGCUACAGGAAAGAAUCCGACUAUAUUUAUUGAUCAUUCUACAAGACGCACUACCCUUAUCGACCCCCGGCUGCCUAUGCCAACACUUGAUCGAAAGCGGGGACGUAGUGCUCCACCAGUGCGACGACAGAACCUAGACAAAAAUGGAAAUCUUCUGGAUCUCGCAAGCAGAACUGCAGAAAUAGCAUUGCUCGUGGAAGAGCGAUUGCCUGAAUUGGCUCCAAAAAUUAGGAAAAAAUUGCGGCUGAUUGAGAGAUUGGGCGCAGUAGCCUUGGCGCGACUCGCGAAUGAUGUUGAUCUGAUCACGGCUAUUAGUAUUCUCGACUCUGAUGAUCAAGUUGGCUCAAGCGAGUUAGAAGAAAAACUCAACCAUUUUUAUGCAUCACUUCACCGAAGCGGUUACGGUAAAGGACCGCAAAAAAUAAAAUUUCGAUUCAGUCGUGCUAACCUUCUUCAGGAUGCUUUUGAGCAAAUCCUAGCUGCAGAUCCAUUGUCUCUGAGAAAAGCACGGCUUUCCAUCGCCUUUGAUGACGAGGAGGGGCUAGAUUAUGGCGGCCCUUCCCGCGAACUAUUCUAUCUGCUGUCGCGAGAACUAUUCAACCCCUACUAUGGUCUUUUUGAAUACUCUGCUCCAAAUCAGUACACCGUACAAAUCAGUCCUCAUUCGCAUCUCGUACAACAGGAAAUGCAAUGGAUGGAGCUGGCUGGACGAGUGCUUGGAUUAGCGUUAUUGCAUCGGUGCCUCAUUGAUACGUUUUUCACUAGAACAUUCUACAAGAUGCUUUUGGAACAGCCCGUCACUUUGCACGAUCUCCAGGAUGUGGAUUCAGAGUUCUAUCGUAGCAUGUUGUGGAUCCGAGAAAACCCAGUAGAUCCAUCAUUAGGCAUGACAUUUGUAGUUACAGAGGAAGAAAAUGGACAGGUGGUUGAGAAAGAGCUAUUGCCAAAUGGUGGUACGCUUGAAGUUGCUGAUAAUAACAAGGAAGAGUUUAUCUCGUUAAUGGUGAAAUGGCGGAUUGAGCGUGGAAUUCAACGACAGUCGCAGGCACUGCUAAGAGGGUUGCAUCAAAUUAUCGAUCGCGAUUUCCUCCGGGUGUUUACUGUGGAACAAGUGGAAUUAGUGCUUUCUGGAUCACGAGAAAUUGACUUGGAGGAUUGGCGAAAGAAUACAGAAUACAGGGGUGGUUACUUUGACGAACAUGUGGUUAUAGAAUGGUUCUGGGACCGAGUAGCUCAAAUGUCAAAUGCUGAUCGUCUAAAACUGUUACAAUUUGUCACCGGUACUUCGAGCAUUCCGUUUGAAGGUUUUGCAAUGUUACGUGGAAGUAAUGGACCAAAACGUUUUACAAUAGAAAAAUGGGGUGAAGAGUCAGCUCUUCCAAGAGCGCAUACGUGUUUCAAUCGCCUUGAUUUGCCUUCUUACCCGACACGGCAUAUAUUGAAGGCCAAACUACAAACUGCCAUUACGGAAGGCAUCAGUUAUGCUAUUGAAUGA